Molecule: messenger RNA, 3909 nt
Organism: Paramisgurnus dabryanus
Lineage: Eukaryota; Metazoa; Chordata; Actinopteri; Cypriniformes; Cobitidae
Gene: cckar
Product: cholecystokinin A receptor
Biological process (GO): neuropeptide signaling pathway
Cellular component (GO): plasma membrane
Molecular function (GO): neuropeptide receptor activity; gastrin receptor activity
Source: RefSeq, a predicted model, not a curated record
AUUUUCCGGAUGUUUCUCUUUCUCUUUAAAGCUAUACAGAGUGUUCAGGCUGUUUAAAUGUGUGAGAUCCCUGAGUGCUUUGUUCAGUGAGCGGUCAAUAAACAAUCCUAAAAAGGCCCUCACUCGCUCUCUUUCCUUCAGGAUAAACUUAUAAAGUUAGGAUAGUAAAAGACUAAAGAGUUUCUAAAAGUUCUCAAACAACCUGACUUGUAAAAUAAUAUCAAUUUAGAAAGUCGUAAAUCCAGUCUGUAGUGAAGUCAUAGUUUGUCAGUUAUGUGUAUGUUAAAGAGGGUGAGAGAGAAGACAAGGCGGGGUCUGUGAAUCUGUGUACGAAAGAGAUCACUGAUCAAGUGCAUUACUUCACAACUCAGGAGGCUCACAAGGCUUCAGGAUAUAGUACUGCAUAUAUAAGUAUUCAUUUUGUUCUAAAAAAUAUAUAUUUUUAUUUUAAAAAACUUCAAACAGUUUUGUUUGUUCUGAACAUAUGUCAUUAUGAUUUAAGAUCAAAUUCUGUAUUUUAUUGGAGAGAGAGCAUAUAGUGUAUAAUGGCACAGCAAGUGUUGCUUUACUUUGACUUGCAAGAAAUGAAAGGUAAUUCUGUGUAGACAUCUAUAUAUGGUAGAGGAAAAGAGAGAAGCUAUCAGAAAUAACACAGAAAACAUGGAGACAUACACAAUCCAGGAUAUGCUUAUCAAUUCCACUGAUAUUUAUAAAUUAUUGUGUGGAUUGGGAAUCGGUAAUGCAUCGGACUGCAAGAAUGACAGUGACGCAAGAUCUGAACCAAAAGAUAUGAACCACACGGUACGGAUUGUACUGUAUGUUAUCAUUUUCCUGUUGAGUUUCAUAGGGAAUAGUCUCAUUAUCACAGUGCUGGUGCGUAACAGGAGAAUGAGGACGGUCACCAAUCUGUUCCUGCUGUCUCUGGCCAUCAGUGAUCUUAUGCUGUGUCUCUUCUGCAUGCCCUUCACUCUCAUCCCCAACAUCAUGAAAGACUUCAUCUUUGGCAAAGGCAUGUGUAAAGUGGCCACGUAUUUCAUGGGCAUUUCGGUAAGCGUGUCCACAUUCAACCUUGUGGCCAUCUCUUUGGAACGCUACAGUGCCAUCUGCAAACCGUUUGCUUCUCGCACCUGGCAGACAAAGUCGCACGCAGCGAAAGUCAUCACAGCUACUUGGGUCGUAUCUUUUCUGCUCAUGUUACCUUAUCCGAUAGGAAGCACGCUGGUGCCUUUCAUACGCAGUAACAACAGCACUGGCAACAUGUGCCGAUUGGUUUGGCCAAGUGAUGUCAUGCAGACCUGGAGCGUUUUACUUUUGCUGAUUCUCUUCCUUGUUCCUGGAAUCAUAAUGAUGACAGCGUAUGGCCUCACUUCACUCGAACUCUACAAGGGAAUCAAAUUCGAAAUGGCCAAUAGGAAGUCAAACAGAGAGAAAGAAUACAGCACCGCUAGCCUGAGACAUGGCGACAGUGAUGGCUGCUACUUCCAGGCAUCAAAGAGGAAGCGUUCGGAUGCCUCGAACCCCAGCCCGAGCAAUUCAAAAAUCAAAAUCGGUAGGGUUUGCAGCAACAGCUCUACGGCAAACCUCAUGGCCAAAAAGCGUGUCAUACGCAUGCUGCUGGUGAUCGUAGGGCUUUUCUUCCUCUGCUGGACGCCCAUCUUCGUCGUCAACGCCUGGCGGGCGUUCGACAGACGUUCAGCCGAUCGUCUUCUCUCCGGAGCGCCGAUAUCCUUCAUCCAUUUGCUGUCCUACACCUCUGCUUGCGUCAACCCCAUAGUCUACUGUUUUAUGAAUAAGAGAUUUAGACAAGGUGUGUUGGCGACUUUCAAUUGCUGUAGGGCUGAACCGGAUGAUAUGAGCAGAGGCAGCAGCCGACGAAGUGUCGCAGGGGCCGGAACGCUAUUUGGAACCGGAGGUGGCGGCGGCAGGACCGGACAGGCUGAUGGAACCUGUGGAACGCUUACAAGGCUAACCGAUAGUAGUAGUCGAGGGUCUGCACAAGCAUGAAGAAAACAAUGGAUAAUGACUUUAACAUUGCACCCUGAAAACACUUACCAAGAACUAGGACAAGAAGAAUAGGAUCUCAGUAACAAAACAUGAAUGAGAAAUGUGACAAAUACUCUUGCCAAACAGUCUAAAGUCAUCAGUUUUAAGCUUAACAAAUGACUGAUUGAUGCUGAUUGAAUAUAUACUGCUGAUGACAAAUGAGAAGUCCAACAAGGAGACGAUGGCUGCCAAAAGCACUGAAAUGCUGACAGAAUCCAGUGCUCAAUGUUAUAGACAUGUCGGAAUUAAAUAAACAGCGACAUCAAAUGAAACCGGACCGCUGCCAUGAGAGAGGCUUCAGUACCCAUUAGGGCUUUGAAUUAUAAACGUUGGGUUUUACAAUAUGACUUAAGAUUUUAUGGCUCGUCUUGUCUCGACCAUUUUCUGGCCCACCUACCAUUCGCUGUGAGAGCCGAAUCUCUUUGGUCGUCUUAAAUUUUACGCUUAACUUGAGUGUGAAACAGACAAAACUAUUGUCAUUUACUCACCCUCAUGUUCUUACAAGCCCAAAUGACUUACUUUCUUCUGUUGAACAAAAAAGGAGAUGUUACGCAGAAUGUAAGACUCAGUUUACAUUUAUUUUAUGGAGUGAAAAGGGGGGGGGGUUCAACUUGUGCUACAUUAAAGAAUGAAGUCAUAUAUUCUCCUUUUUAAGUUAACUAUCCAUGUAAGUGUGUGUGAUUGCUUGUUUGAUCUGUAAAAGCAAUCUUGUCAGCAUCCGAGCUAUGUCAGUGCUGCAUUAACCGUUUUCUAGGUAAGCACAGAGUAAUUUCGUUAUCUUGUGUGUUAGUCCAAACAUACUGUUUGUACACUGUGUCUAGAGUCUAUCCUUAUCACAGCAUGAGAUUUUUCACACCUGUUGCUCACUUCAAAGGGACUACCCAAGGCUGCUUCACACAUCUGGACUAUUUUCACCAAAGUACAAGUGGUUAUACAAUGACUAUUGUGUUUGUUAAUAACUUUCAUACGUCUUCGUUUUUUAUUAACUUUAUUGUAUGUGAGAUGAACAAUUUCCUUUUUAAUUUAUCAGCACACUCAUAAAUGAAUCUUGCACGUUUCCUGGCACACAUAUUUGUCUAUACUCACUGAAAGUGAAAGAUAAAGGGGCAGUUUCCUGGACAUUGUUUAGAUUAGGCCAGGCCAAUGAUUUAGUGAUAUAUAUAUAAAUAGUUUUUACAAACAUGUAUUACAAAAAACAUUACAAGUGUGCCUCUUGAGGCAAGACAAUGGCACUGAUAUAUUUAAGGAUAUGUCAGCAAGCUGUUUUUAGCUCAAACAAGAAUUCUAGACUCAAGUCCUUUCCAGGAAACCGCCCCUAAAAAUUGGAUUAACCUAAAAAUAUUACUUCAAUUGGUACCAUCUAAAACCUUAAUUUUUUCACUUUGAGUGUAACUUUUUUUAAGGUGUUUUCAAUUGAAGUAGUUUUUUAAGCAGAUCAAACUUUCACUUUUUACAGUGUAAAUUGUAAAAUCUCUUGGUAUAGACAUUUAAAUAAGAUUUUGCACAGUGUAAAAUAUUGAAUAUACAUAAUAUUGUUCAAAUAUUGCAAAUUUAAUGGAUUCAUAACCAAUUAAAUACAGAUGGUAAUAUAUGGAGAUUCAGUGCCUAUUAAUUGACUAUAUAGCAGCUAAUACAUUAUUAUUUAAGGACAACUUUGACUGUGGAUAAACGCACAUACAAUAUUGUGCGUCAAAGUAUUUUCAUUUCUGUUUCAGAAUUGGUAACAUUUUUAUUUUACAUUCAUAUGAAGAGUUUGGUUCCAAAACACAAUAAAUCCAUUUUGACUAAUUUCGGUAAAAAUGUGUUUUCUAUACCAAGAAAGUGCCAAGAUGAAAACCACUAUUUUCUUUUACAAACUCUCACAUA